AUGGCCAACACGCAUCCAGAUCAAGACCAGGAGCUUAGCACCCCUCGCACCCCUAUUGUCUCUUUCCUUGGCCCUGUUUCUUCUUAUACUCAUCAGGUAUAUACACUUUGUGAUUUUCAGCGUCCCCCAUGGUCCAUUGGACUGACAGAUUACGAUCUUGCUCAGGCAGCACUUGCGUGCUUCGAAUCCGACCAAUACAACUACACGGCUGCUAAGACGAUCACAGAUGUAUUCACAGCUGUGCAAUCUGGGGAAGCAGCCUUGGGAGUUGUGCCAUUCGAGAAUUCGACCAACGGCACGGUGAUCUUCACACUCGAGCUCCUAGCAGAUCGACAUAACCUAUUCCCAGAUAUCACAAUUUGCGGCGAAGCCUACCUUGACGUCAGUCACUACUUGCUCGGCCACAAGCCUUCACGGAAUGCUGCCACGGACUCUCCAGAUGCGUCGGGCGCUUGCACACCAACAAUUUCCAUCCCGGCUCCCGUCCAGCCACGAACGAAACCUUUACGGAGCCUAAAACAUAUCGAGCGCCUCUAUACCCACCCGCAAGCAUGGGGACAGUGCGAGAUAUUUCUGGGGGCAUACUUGAAGGGCAUUGAGCGGAUAGACGUCAGUUCCACAAGCCGGGCAGCAGAGCUAGCGAAAGAAGAUACCACCGGAACAAGCGCUGCAAUUGCAAGCAGUCUAGCAGCUAAGGUCCAUGACCUAGAUAUCCUUGCAAAAGGUAUCGAGGACCGCGAAGAUAACACUACCAGAUUCUUCAUCCUGAAGAAGGGCAUCGAUGAGGAGGCAGUCGAGGAAAAGGUAUUUGUUGAGAAGCCACCCACCACGACAAUCAAGACGAAGUCCCUCAUCUCUUUCACAAUUGACCAUCGAUCUCCUGGCGCCCUUGCCCAAGUCCUCGACUGCUUCAGGGGCUAUGCUCUGAACUUGACCAGCAUAAAUAGUCGACCUUCCAAAGUGAUACCAUUCCAAUAUAUCUUCUUCGUCGAAUUUGAGGGGAGCAAACUGGACGAUCCAUCCGGUAGAGUGAAAGGAGCUUUGGCCUGCGUGGCAAAACUAGUGCAAAGCUGGAGAUGGCUGGACUUGGGUUUGGGAUUUGAUAUAAAGGAGCUCCAAGAGAGCAAGGAGGAAAUGGUGGAUAAGAUCUCCGGUGAUCGGACUGGCAGAGGAUGGCUUAUCGAUAAGGAAAUCAGGAAAUUCAACAGCCGAGGCCGCUCAUUAGCUCAGAGCAGCCGAGUACAAUCCUCAACACAAGCCGGUCUGGUUGAGUCGGUCACGUCCCGUCCUGCAAAUUAUGUCUAUGACUAUCUAUCGCCCACAAACUCUCAUCUUCUCAAUAUAAGCCUGGCGGAUUUCUUGCCGGAAAAAUGUUACCCCUCCGGAUUCAAGACAUCGGACCUCACCCUUCCAGCUGCAAAGCCGGACGGGGGCCCUAGUGCAGCACCAACUUUACCUCAGGGACACCAUCUGGUAUACUUCCCACCCCAGAUUCGCAGCUGCGAUCUCCUUCCAGAUGGUACGGAUCCGCUACAGUCCCCGGGCCCUCCAUAUGUCCGGCGAAUGUGGGCUGGUGGUUCGCUGGUAUUCCAAAGAGGAGGCGACCGCCAAAUCAAGCUUAAUGCCACGAGGGCGGUCUGCAAAGAAAAGAUCACCGAUGUUGUGAUCAAGGGGCAAGAUGAAAAUGAGAAGGUGUUUGUGACUAUUGAGAGGCGUGUCGGCCUUCUGUCUGAGUCGGGAUCGACUGCUAAAUCAUCUGGUGAUCUCCCGACAAUUACUUUUACGUUGGAGAAGAGGAAUCUCGUUUUCAUGAAGGAGAAGACUUCUGCGGCUGCGAAAAAGGAUGCUGCCCGUCCUGAUAAGAUAGUGAAACCCAUCCAUACGCCAGAUGUCCGGAUCCCCAUCACCCCCAGUGCAUCUCUCUUAUUCCGCUUCUCUGCCCUCACCUUCAACGCCCAUGGCAUCCAUCUCGAUCCCGAGUACUGCCGUACGAUAGAGGGACAUCGAAAUCUACUCGUCCAUGGCCCACUCUCGCUCGUUCUCAUGCUGUCAGUACUCCGGUCGCAGCUUAAGAGCGAUGAGAUGAUCUUGAAGUUAGAUUAUAGAAAUCUGGCGCCAUUAUAUGCAACUGAAACUCUGAACGUUUGUGCGAGAAGAGACCCGGAAAAGAAAGAUCAGUUUGAUCUUUGGGUUGAGGGAAGCGGAGGCGGAUUUGCUGUUAAAGCUACUGCUCUCAUUGGAAAGGCGGGGACCAAUGAGGGUUUUGAAGGCUCGGAAGCUUUGGACAAGUUCUAG
Messenger RNA from Venustampulla echinocandica, 2295 nucleotides. RefSeq lists its product as uncharacterized. NCBI's taxonomy places the organism in Eukaryota, Fungi, Ascomycota, Leotiomycetes, Helotiales, Pleuroascaceae. The record is from RefSeq and is a predicted model, not a curated record. Gene Ontology annotation, biological process: L-phenylalanine biosynthetic process. The transcript has 6 exons. The coding region runs from base 1 to 2295 and encodes 764 amino acids. Gene Ontology annotation, cellular component: mitochondrion. Gene Ontology annotation, molecular function: prephenate dehydratase activity; (3R)-hydroxyacyl-[acyl-carrier-protein] dehydratase activity.